Austrofundulus limnaeus is the source of this 1532-nucleotide messenger RNA. It is a transcript of the gene epdr1, whose product is annotated as ependymin related 1. The transcript has 3 exons. The record is from RefSeq and is a predicted model, not a curated record. The coding region runs from base 60 to 704 and encodes 214 amino acids. Gene Ontology annotation, molecular function: calcium ion binding. Lineage: Eukaryota; Metazoa; Chordata; Actinopteri; Cyprinodontiformes; Rivulidae. Gene Ontology annotation, cellular component: lysosome; extracellular region. Gene Ontology annotation, biological process: cell-matrix adhesion.
AUCCGGUCGUAAACAACAACAACAACAUCAGGCGCAGUUAACGGACCGCACUGUAGAAAAUGAUGCACCGAGUCUUACUAGUGUUCAUGGCCGCUGCCGGGGUGUCGGUGCUCGGCCUCCCGCGGCUGGAGGCCUCUCCCCCGGGCGGAGAGCCGUGCGCCGCCCCGCUGCAGUGGGAGGGCAGGUGGGUGAUGUACGACCACAGCACCGGGAGGAACAGCCGGGCGGCGGUCUCCUACGACGGCUUGAACCAGAGGAUCCGAGUCCUGCAGCAGCACAAGAAACACACUCCGUGUCAGAGGUUUUUUGAGUACAUCUACCUGUAUCAGAGCAUGGUGAUGUUCCAGAUCGACCAGAAGACCAAAGACUGCUCUAAGAUCGCCCUGACCGAGGACUGGGAUCCCUUCGACAUCCCAGCUAACUCCACAUUUGAAGAGCAGUACUUCAUCGGCGGCCCCGGGGACGACGUGGAGGUCCAGGAGUGGUCCGACAGGAAACCAGCCCGCCAGCAUGAGACCUGGGUGGGUGUUUACACCCUGAAGGACUGCUACCCGGUGCAGGAGACCUACACCAGGAACAGCAGCGUCACCACCUCCACCCGUUUCCUCAACCUGCAGCUGGGCAUCAGCGACCCCGACGUCUUCACCCCGCCCACCACCUGCCAGUCUGCCCGGCCCGAGAGGAUGUUGGAGUUGGAGUGCUGAGGCCACGCCCACAUCUCACCUUUGACCUUAGAAACCUGACAGCUGCUUGAGUCUAAAAUCACUCCUUUGCUGCUUAAUUUAGUUUAAACACUGAUGAUUCGACAGCUGGGAAACAAAUAAUUUAAUCAAAGAGUCACUUUUGCUAAUUCUUUUAGCUCAAACUAAACUUACUAUUUGAUUUUGUUUAAUAAAUAACUUGGAGGAAUGUUGUGUGAGUUUACACUUGAGGUUCGAUUUGAUUCAUUUCACAGAUUUUCACAGGUAUUUUGUCAGACUUGUCCUGAGAAAGCUGCUUCAGCUGAGGUUUGAGGACAAAACUAACUGUUCCCUGAGAUGUUCCACUGCUUGUCUGCUAUUUUAUUGUUCUUCAAAAACAAGUUAAACAGGUUCUGAAUUUUGGUUUCUUUUGUCUCAUAAAUGUUUGUUAGAAAUGCUCAGAACACUAAAAAUAAAUCUACACAGCUUGUCAAUAAUUUCUACAUCGUAGAAACAUUUUAUUUCAGCUCACACCAACUAAACGGCUCAUCAAUGGGAAAAAUAAAACUAGAAAAAAAAUCUGAACAAAAAAAAAGGUAAAUGUUUUCACCUGUACGUCCUUGAGAAAAUCUGAGUAACAAUUGUUAGAAAAUGAAUGUAUUUUUUAUGUUUGGGCCUAAGUUACACUGAAAUUUCAUUACAUAUUACUUUACAUUUCUGCAUCCUGCAACAGGGGCGUGGCUAUGGGUGGGCCUAAGUGGGCCUAGCCCCACCCACUUUGUACCUGGGCCCACCCAAAUCAAAUGGCUUUCUUAAAUCUAAAAAUAAAAAUAAAAUUCUUUGUAUAAUUUA